Molecule: messenger RNA, 737 nt
Organism: Impatiens glandulifera
Lineage: Eukaryota; Viridiplantae; Streptophyta; Magnoliopsida; Ericales; Balsaminaceae
Exons: 1
Coding region: 39-461 (140 amino acids)
Source: RefSeq, a predicted model, not a curated record
UCGUUUACUUCGCAUUCAGACAAUUGGACGCCACAAAAAUGGAAUCGAUCCAAACCGAGGCCAAAACCAAGACCCUAGAUCCGUCUUUGGAUGCACCCUCUAAAUUCGUGGAAAAUAAAGAUGAGAUCGAUGGCGGCGAUUCUGUAGAGGAGGAGGAGGAGGAGGAAGAAGGGGAAUGUGGGUUUUGUCUGUUUAUGAAAGGAGGCGGGUGCAAGGAGAGCUUCAUUGCGUGGGAGAAAUGUAUGGAAGAUGCGGAGAAGAAGAAUGAAGAUGUCGUGGUGAAAUGUUUUGAGGUUACUGGAGCUCUGAAGAAAUGUAUGGAAGCUCAUAAUGAUUAUUAUGAUCCCAUUAUCCGUGCUGAGAAGAGGGCGGAGGAGGAAGCUGUUAAUCAAUUAGAGAAAGAGAAAGAUAAACAAGAAGCAGCUGUCGUGCCUUCUUCUUCUUCUUCAUCAGCUGAUUGAUUAGCAGGGCGAUGAAUAAAACUAGCCUUUUGUUAUUAUAGAUGAGGGAUCUUGAAGGUAUUAUUGACUGAUAAGAAUAUUGGAUUGAUUACAUUCUUAAAGCUUUGAUCUUUACUAAUUAGGAAAGGUUAAAGAUGAUGAAUUUUAACCAUGACUUUGAUUGAUUAUAGCUGUAGCUUUGUCUUAUUGUUCUUGUUGUUUUCUUGUUAACAGAACACUACUAAAUAUUAUUAUAAUGCUUUUGCUUAUUUUAUUUUAUCAAAGAAAUAGUCUCUU